Molecule: messenger RNA, 2018 nt
Organism: Aethina tumida (small hive beetle)
Lineage: Eukaryota; Metazoa; Arthropoda; Insecta; Coleoptera; Nitidulidae
Gene: Sin1
Product: stress-activated map kinase-interacting protein 1
Exons: 5
Coding region: 69-1487 (472 amino acids)
Biological process (GO): TORC2 signaling
Cellular component (GO): TORC2 complex; cytoplasm; plasma membrane
Molecular function (GO): phosphatidylinositol-4,5-bisphosphate binding
Source: RefSeq, a predicted model, not a curated record
GUGAUGUGGGUGGAUUCGAUUGUUUUAAGUUGUUAAAAUAGAGUGUGUCGGACUUAUAGUUACUUAGGAUGGCUUUGUACGAUAACAGUUUCUGGCUGUUAUCUCAUAUACGAAAUUCAUUCAUAACAACAGAUGAUACAGGACAAUGUGAAUUGGUAAUGACAGGGGAAACAAAGGACAUAAAGAAGCACAUCUUAUCGAAAGAAGAAUAUCCAGAUCAACUGGAAGACAGUGAAGACGAAGAGGAUGAAUUAGAGUCAGAGUCGUACGACAUUGAAACAGAAUACAACUUAGGUAUUCGAGAAAGAUCCAACACAGCAGCACAAUUAGACAAAAUCGACCCCAAUAAAACGUCGACCAAAAUGCAACACAUUAAGUGGGAGACCAAUAAGUCGGUACCGCAGGAGUACCUCGAUGAAUUGUUCGUGAAACGGGACAUAAGCCAGAUCAAAAUCGAGAACAAAAAGUCCCUUGUGAGUGAGAUGUUGCAGAAGUAUAAUAACUUGCCCGUUAACCCAUACAUUGAAUACGCCAAAUGUGAUGGUAGCGGACAAGUCAAUAUACAGACCAGAAAGUACAAAAUCUUCCUGACGAUGUUACCGGAAAGUAAACGUAAUUAUCCACUGCACGUGUGUUGCAUCUCCUCCGUCACCAUAGAAGACCUCAUUGGAUUGAUUUUGUUGCAAAUGAGCACCAAAUAUCCGGAAGUGCCGUUAAAAGACAUCAGCAGUUACGGUCUUUAUAUAACGGAGGAGGACGGCGAAGUAGACCGGGAUUUCCCUUGUUUGAGUCCCAAGGAGUGCGUCAACAAGUUCAUGUUUAACUGCCUCGGGUUGGUGGAGCACAAGGAUACAAAAACGGUGUCUUUCGAUAACAGCCAAGUGAUUGCUGUAGGGCCUUCAUUUGACAAGAAGAAAACUUUAAGAGAUACAAAACUGGAGGAGUCAAAGAAGAUACAAAACAUGAUACUAAUAGAUGUUCACAAUAAAGCCAUGGAGGCCCCUUUGUACCAGUCAUACAGGGUGUUCAAGGUGAUAAACAAGCUGAGGACCACUGUGGAAAUCCACCUAGGUAUAAGCGGGGAAAAAAUCGAAAUAGACCCCAUCCAACAGAAGAACUCCACCUUCAACUUCUCCAUGAAACAAAAGGCCAUUAGCCACCACAUGGACACGAUAGCCUGGUGCGAGAUAACCGACGUCAAAACUAACAGGACCAGCUUCAAAAUCGUCUACAGUCUUUCCUUUGGUGGUUCCAGUUCUGUUGACUCGAGUUACGGAAGCGGCGUUUCUGGUUUCCCUCCUGUCCUCCAGUCCUCGGCCAGUUUUAAGCAGUACGAGUUCGAGGCCGACAAUGCCACAGCCAUUGACGUGGUGCAAAAGAUCAAUGCCAUACUGGAGUUGAGGUCAAGUGCCAGUAGGAAAGAAUACAUAGCGGCGAAGGAGAGAAAGCACCAUAAAAGAAAAUCGUUUAAUCUGAUAAAGAAGUGACAUUCAGUUGAUAAAUUAUUUGUAAUAUGGACGCUGGUUUGUGUUUAACUGAUUUUUGUUUAAGGUUGCAACCAAUUCAGUGGAUAAUGUAAUUUUCUUGAUAACAUCAUCUGUGGUGUUAAAACACACAGCAGAACGGUGGUAAGAUAUGAUUGAAUUAAUUAGUAGAGACUUAAAUUGUACAGUAUAUGUAAUUGUUUCAGUAGUAAUAUUUAUACAUAUUGCUUAAGAUAUAAACCUCAAUUAUGUUUAACAUUAUUUAAUAGAAACAUUCGCCAAUUUGACUUCCUUAAAGUUUUCAUCGGGGGCAAGUUUGUCAUGUUUGUAUUGAGCUACAUAAAAAUGCUGCCUAUAACAUUUUUAAUGUAGUAUUUAAAAUGAAAUUGUACUUGGCUAGGUGAAAAUUAUUAUUAUGCACGUUUUACAUUUUAUGUUCUAUUAAUUGCCAUGUAUACAAAAAUAUUGCCUUUUUAUACUUUAUACUCAAUAAAUUGAAAUAUUUUGCAGAAAUAAAAUAGAAUAUGAAACAUU